UGUGUUUGAGAGAGAGAGAGAGAGAGAGAGAGAGGGAGACGUUUCCCAGCCGUGAGGCAUGUGAGUAAAUCCUGAACUCCUGUACGUCGAGUCGCUCGCGCGCUUCGAAACGGCCGACGCGGAACCGUUAGCCUGUUGGCGCGCGCUGAGGAUGCAUCCAAACAACUUCGAAUUGAAGGCAAACGGAGCGUAGGAGCGGCGAAGUCAAAAGUUUUCUAAGUCAGUCGGAGAGGAGGCGCGGCCACGACACCUCAAGACGGCGAAUAAUAAUGUUCUGAAGCAAGGGGAAAAUUAAAGGCGAUGAAGCCGGUUGCGCGAAGCGGGAGGCGGCGGCCCUUCGCGCGCCUUUGCUGCGGCGGCUUCGGGCUACUCGCGCUCGCGUGCCUCGCGCGCCUCCAACACCUGACAGUGACAGAAUCUUCAAGCUCAGAUCCCGCUGAAGAUGCCGGCCUCGACUGGACUGGACGCAAGCUGAUGCAAGACAGAGUCGAGAACCAUACUCUCGAACCUCCUCGAGCAGCCAUCCACGAGUUCCCUGAAGACAUCUUUACUAAGGAACAGAGGAAGAGGGGGGCUGUGCUGCUACAUGUGCUAUGUGCCAUUUAUAUGUUCUACGCUCUCGCUAUUGUCUGUGAUGACUACUUCGUCCCCUCCCUGGAGAAGAUCUCAGAGAACCUGCAACUCAGUGAGGAUGUGGCCGGAGCUACGUUCAUGGCUGCUGGAAGCUCCGCCCCUGAGCUCUUCACCUCUCUGAUUGGUGUGUUCAUCACUAAAGGGGACGUGGGAGUGGGAACGAUUGUCGGGUCAGCUGUCUUCAACAUCCUCGUCAUCAUCGGAGUGUGUGGCAUCUUCGCUGGUCAGACGGUGGCUCUUACCUGGUGGUCUCUGUUCCGAGACUCGCUCUACUACAUCCUCUCAGUUCUGGCUUUGAUCUUGGUCAUCUAUGAUGAGAGGGUUGUGUGGUGGGAGUCCAUGCUCCUGAUCUCCAUGUACGGAGUUUACAUUCUCAUCAUGAAAUUUAACAGUCAGAUCGCGAGCUUCGUGGAGCGCCGGUGCGUCGGCUCAGGCCGGUGCUGCCUGCGAGGAGAAACCCCUCGAAUCGACGACGCCGCGGAGGAUGGAGCCAACUGCAAUACCUCCAUGGUGCUUCUGAGAAAAGGUCAGUCUGGUGCGGCACAGCAGGACUCUCCAGUAGUGAUGGUGGAUGAGCUGCUGAUCCUCAGGCCUCACCAGCUCUCUUUUCCAGAGGCGGGGCUACGCAUCAUGAUCACGCCCCAUUUCUCACCUCGCACCCGUCUCAGCAUGGCCGGCCGCGUGCUCAUCAGUGAAAGACAGAGGUUGAUAAGGGAAUCAGGGCAAAGGGGAAGCCCGGUGAAGACAUUUGGCUCUGGAGGGAUUGAGAACGGAGGGAGUGUGGAGCGACCCCUUCAGGAUGGAGAGAGGAUAGACAUAGAUGGAGCCGUGAAAGCUGAUAACCCUCAGCCUGAGGAAGAGGAGGACGGUGUUGAAAUCUUCAGACCUCUCCAUAUACCAGAUGGUUGUGGAGCCCGUGUAAAGUGGGUAGUAUCAUGGCCACUGGGUGUGCUGCUGUACUACACUGUCCCCAACUGCAUUCUGCCCCGCUGGCAUCGCUGGUUCAUGGUCACCUUCAUCACCUCCACACUCUGGAUCGCCAUCUUCUCCUACCUGAUGGUGUGGAUGGUCACCAUUAUCAGCUACACCCUGGACAUCCCGGAUUAUAUCAUGGGAAUCACGUUCUUGGCAGCGGGCACCAGUGUGCCGGAUUGCAUGGCUAGCCUGAUUGUAGCUCGCCAAGGUAUGGGAGACAUGGCAGUGUCUAACUCAAUAGGCAGUAAUAUAUUUGACAUCUUGCUGGGUUUGGGCUUCCCGUGGAUGCUCAGAACGCUGGUGGUCGAACAUGGAUCAUCGGUGUUCAUUAAUAAUAAAGGUCUGGUGUACUCAGUUAUCCUGCUACUAGCAUCCGUCUUCCUCACUGUGCUGAGUGUUCACCUGAACGGCUGGAAGCUGGACCGGCGUUUGGGUUUGGGCCUCAUGCUGCUUUACUCAAUCUUCCUCCUCUGCUCCAUCCUCUUUGGGCAGCUUUAAAAAAGAAAAUAUAUAUAUAUAUAUAUAUAUAUAUAUAUAUCCUGUACAAACCAGACUUACAUCCAAGUCCACCAGUCAAACCAGUUUAGUUCUUGUUUUGAGUUUGAUUUGUUCACACUGGACAUGGUGUUAUAACCUGAGCUGAAUCUCAGGCCAAGCGGAGAAAAAAAAAAAAAAAACUAAAGAGGGACAGACGGAUCAGAACAUAAGAUUCGGACUCCGCCCUCUGUCCGGGACGACUAAUGCAGUUACACUGUACAUGUACAGCUUUGUUUUUCAGUUCAAACACUGAAUCGUUUUCAAAGAGAUUUCCACAAAAACGCCGCUGAGUAGAUACACCAGCAGUGAAGGUUGAUCAUAUUAAUAACGUUCAGAGAUGUAGCAUUUGCUCCUACGACAUGCAUCUUCUUCACUGUGGCUGUGCGUCUAGGAACACGUCGGUGCGAAGCCUGGAUGAACAAUCGCCUCGGAAUCACGACACUGUUAUUCAUUCAGAAGAUGCUUUUAUUCCAAAGUGGAAUGCACGCGAGACUAAAUCCAAGCACAUCGUCCGAUCUAAGCACAACUGAGCUUACGAGGGGUCUGAGAUUUCAACUCUGUGAACAUUUUCAGGACAAGACUUUAACUGCGUAUAUGAAACUUGACGAGGAGCAGGUCGCACCAGCCGAACGCACGAGUACUUAGUGACGCGUAACGUCAUCGUAGAUCAAAACAUAUUGUGUUGUAUUUCAUCAGCCAGUCAGUAAUUCAGUGUUCAUACUGAACACUACGUCCACAGUCAAGUCGGUCCAGGAAGCAGGAUUAGCGUUUAAUACAGUAUCUAUCGAUAUCGGUUUGAUGACGUGUUUUCGCGUGCGCUCUCCGAUACGCACAUCUUAUCCGCGCGAUAAUCUAGAACGUGUUCUCUGGCUAAUAAACAGCGAGGUAAAUGAUGGCAGACUUCAAGAGGGGAAUUCCAGGAUAUUCCUUCAAUACAAUACAAUACAUUUGUAAAAAUUUGAAUUUGAAAAAGAUGCACGAGAGGAAGUUCAUUACAAUGUUUCAGCCACUGUUGAUCAUUUGGAAACAAAGAAUCUCACGAAAAGCGUCCGAAAAACGCCAAGGUGAAGCUAGCUAGUUCAAAUUAACUAGCAAAUCGUAAAAAAAAAAAAAAAAGCCCGUGAGCAGUCUGAAUAAAUAAAUAAAACGGUCUGUACAUAAAGUGGCUGUUUUUGUUAUGACUGAAUAAAAAUUAAGUAAGUUUAGGUUUUAAGUUAUGAUAGAAUUAAAGUUAAGUUAUAAUAACGUUUAAAUUAAUGUUAUGAUGUUAGAAAGAACAAAGACAAAUUAAAUUUUUUUGCUGAACUCAGCUGGGGAGGGGGGAAAUGCUGAACUGGAUAAUAUAUAAAUAAUAAUAUUAAUAAUAAUAAUGUUUAUAAUUAUUUUUAUUUAUUAUUAUAAUAAUAAUACUUAUAUUAUUUGUAAAUAUAAUUUAAAUAUUUUAUUUAUAAUAAUAAUAAUAAUAUUUAUUAUUAUUAUUAUUAUUUCUGAUUAUUUAAGAUAUUAUUAUUAUUAUUAUUAUUAUUAUUAUUAUUUCAGGCAACUCUUUAAUCAGGGAAGCUUUAAACCUAAACAUUUCCCCAACAGACCAAAUUUUCUUAAAAUACGUUUCCUACAGUACUAAUUAAAAUAAGGCGAGGCUUGACAGAGUGAGCCAUCCGACGUUCUUUUAUUUCAUUCGAUCAGGUCUCCAAAGAAUAUCGUAACGUAAAAGCAUCAUUCACGCUUUUUGAAGGGACCCGAAAUCGCAGCUUGCUGAAUCGGGUUCCCAUUUUAGAAGCCUCAAAGAUGGUGGACGUUAACAUCGAACCCUUUUCCAACGAGAGCUCUUACGUCAGCUGGUGCGACCGGAUGCAGGUGGUUUCAGGUCUUCUGCAGAUGUUCACCUUUCUUAGUGUGCUGUGAUAAUCUCUCUCUCUCUCUCUCUCUCUCUCUCUCUCUCUCAAUAAUACCUGCGUGUUGAAUCAUGCAUGCACCUGUCAGGUAGGAACAAGCUCGUUCGGCUCCGAUUUCUCACCUCUAAUGUUACGAUUAGUUCAAGUUGUGUUCGUAUACUGUACGUAAUCUUGUGUUUCGUAAAGUAAAUGUUUUGCACUGACUGUAGCAAUACUUCAGAAGUGUGAACGAGGGACACAUCCAGGUGUGUUUAGAGUAACUAGAGCUACAGCGGUUUGACUAGUAGCACACCAAGAGGCUCAUCGUUUGUUUGUUUGUUUGUUUGUUCUUCUUCACACCGAUUUUUAGGCAACAGGACGUGAACUCUUUGGAAUUUUUAGCAUUUCUAGAAUAGCACUGUUACUAUUUAAGUUUUUGCAGUGAGCGUCACGAUGUUUGAUAAAAGUUUGUACGGGUUUUGUUAUCCUGGUUGUGUAUGUUUAGGUACGAUCAAUGUUUAUAUUACCGAGAUCUUUAAAUAUAAAUAUAAAUAUAAAUAUAAAUAUAUAUAUAUAUAUAUAUAUAUAUAUAUAUAUAUAUGUAAGUGUGUACAGCAUUAUUAGUAUUGAAAAGUCUCCUUUAUUGUGGCUGAACGUUUACUAAAAAAAAAAAAAAUAAUUGACUUAGUUUUAUAAAGAGAUGUCAAGAACCUAGAUUUGUGACGUUUUUAAUAUUUAUAAAGACUGAAGAAAACAGUAUAAAGUAUAUUGAUAUAGUGCGACUUAUGUUUUUUGGGCAUGUUUUUAAACCUGUGUUUAAUGGACUGCGUCCUUCCAAAUAUCUUAAUACUAAAGCUAUGAGUUGUCGAUUAGUCAGAUUAUUGAUUAUAUUCCCUUAUUUGUCCGAACGCAGGAAUUAGAUGUCUUAGUUGAUGUAUAUAUUUAUUUACAAAUGAUUUGUCUUGUUUCUUGAUUGUACUUUAAAAAGAAAUCCCUAAUAUAUAUAUAUAAAUAUAUAUAUACACACACAUGACGUCACUCAUGUUACUGAACUUUCUUCACUGUAUUGUCACUUUUACCCUCACGUGAGGACUGUACCAUUCGGUUGAUUUGAAGCACACUAUUAUUUCCAGAAGUUUUUGGGGUUCCUUUCUCCACUCCCAGCCUUGUGUUUGUUUUUUUUUGUUUUCAUCUCGUGAGAAAUUCCUCAUCAAGAUUCAAAGAUCCUCUGGAUUCAUCAGUUUGACUCAUGAAAACACCACAAAAGAAAGGGAAAUGUAUCACGUAGACUCAAAUAAAGUAACUAUUAGAAACCUUUGUAUGUUGUUGAGUGCAAUAAACAAACCAAUGUGCAAUAA
Hemibagrus wyckioides is the source of this 5377-nucleotide messenger RNA. RefSeq names its product sodium/potassium/calcium exchanger 3. NCBI's taxonomy places the organism in Eukaryota, Metazoa, Chordata, Actinopteri, Siluriformes, Bagridae. The coding region runs from base 301 to 2106 and encodes 601 amino acids. Gene Ontology annotation, biological process: calcium ion transmembrane transport; intracellular calcium ion homeostasis. Gene Ontology annotation, cellular component: membrane. The transcript is spliced from 17 exons. The record is from RefSeq and is a predicted model, not a curated record. Gene Ontology annotation, molecular function: calcium, potassium:sodium antiporter activity; calcium channel activity.